Messenger RNA from Salvelinus fontinalis (brook trout), 5685 nucleotides. Its product is annotated as zinc finger protein 227-like. The transcript has 4 exons. Gene Ontology annotation, biological process: regulation of transcription by RNA polymerase II. Lineage: Eukaryota; Metazoa; Chordata; Actinopteri; Salmoniformes; Salmonidae. The coding region runs from base 909 to 1571 and encodes 220 amino acids. The record is from RefSeq and is a predicted model, not a curated record. Gene Ontology annotation, molecular function: DNA-binding transcription factor activity, RNA polymerase II-specific; RNA polymerase II cis-regulatory region sequence-specific DNA binding.
CAAUCAGUGUUGCUUCCUAAGAGGACAGUUUGAUUUCACAGAAGUGUGAUUGACUUGGAGUUACAUUGUGUUGUUUAAGUGUUCCCUUUAUUUUUUUGAGUAGUGUAUAUAUGGGCACGAGGUAGAUGCGGUGCGACUCAAGUUUCGGCAUCAAGUAGUGUCCCCUCUCUCUGGUCAGUCUCACAGGAGGAACAGAAAGAGAGCUGGAACCGCAAGAGGCGGAUCCUCUGCUGCUCUCUCCCUCCCCUCGCUGAGACUAAUGCCUUGUUCAAAACAACUAGGAACUCGGAAAUCCCUCUGACUUCAGUGCAUUCUAUACAACUAGGAACUCUGAAAAAAAACUAGAUCCGACUGGGAAAAAUCGUUUUGAACAGUCAUCCAACUAGGAUUUCCAAGCCAGAAACUCGGGCAUCUUUCUAGAGCUCUGACUUUUAGACCUGAAGAUCACUGAAGUCAUGAUUUGAUCUUAGUUCCCAGUUGUCUUGAAAGCACCAUGACCAUCAGAUGCCGGUACCAUCAGUCCAGUAAAAUAAUAAAGCAAAUUAUUUGCAAAUGGUAUCCAUGAUGAACAGUUUAAUUGGGUAUGGUUCAACUUUAGAACUACCCUGUCUCUGUUCCACACUCCAGUCGGUGGCAGUAAUGCAUCACUAAAGUUGGUUGCCAACCGCCAUUUAAAAACCACUGAAGAAGUGUAAACGGAAGUGAACAAUGACCAAGACAAAUUUCCACGUUAGCGUUUAUAUUGUUAUUUAGACAUGUAUUACACCAUGGAACUCAUAAUAUGAGUCAUUUAACUGCAGAGUAUCAUAAACCUAUCCCAGGCAGUCUUUAAUUCGCGUUGUAGACAGGACUUGGUUGAUCGAUCUGUUAUCUAGGUAACGAUAUCAAGCUGCUAAUGUUAGCUAACAAUGGCUAACUGUAUGGUUUUUCAUACUCAAAUAGCCUCCAUUAUGGAGGUGCUAGCGAAUGCAGCUGUGGCAGAGGUCUGUAAACUGGUAGACGACGACUAUGCAGUGUUUCGUUUGGAAAUAACUCAAAGCCAGAAAGAAAACAGUGCAUUGCGAAGGAAAGUACAGCUACUCGAACUGAAGAUGGUACGGGAGCGCGUCCUCGCCACUCGACCCAGUAGUGUCAAAAUCCUUGACCGAUACAGAGGAAUGGCAAGAGGUGAAGGACAUCUCACUGGAGGCCACAGGAGCUUUGUGAAGCCAGCAGGACACAAUACAUGGAGAGAUGACCAGCCAGUCACUGUUGAUGAGGGGAGUGGAACCUCAACCAAGAACAUUAUCGUGAUAGAGUCUGCAAAUGCAGAGGCUGCAGGUUCUGGGGUCAAGCUGGAGAGAUCUGAAGGAGAUGAGGACCCACUGCACAGCACAGACAUCCAGACUGGAGCAGCGCAUGGAGUGGCGCUCCCUGUAGCCACCGAGGACCUCACCACCACUGCUGCGCCCCAGGCCAGGACCCGAUGCAGUGUCUCGGAGUCUGCAAUCCGUGAGGACCUGCUGAUAUCCGGUGUUGCUGGCGGGGGAGACUUGACCUCUGAAGCGGAAGCGGCUGGUUACAAAACCUGACCCCGGAUCAGGACCCUGGAUCAGAAACCGUCCCUCUUCCUUCCUAAGUCAGAACCAGGACCGAACCAUGAGGGACAGAGUCUCCACCAGCACACAGAACACAACCAGUGGACAGGUAGACUGAACAAUCUCAAUCCUGGUGGUCAUCAGAGAGACCAUGGACCCACCCUGGGCUUCAGCCUUCGCAGAGAGUGGUGGGAGUCUAUCAGCAAGUCUGUCUUCUCCGUCAGGGUCUUGUUUAAUACCUGGUGACUGGGUUCAUAGAAAGCCUGAAGCUGGACCUAUGUCUGGCCUUCCUCAGUUACCUCAUGGUUACCUUACCAAUACAGACAUGGUCAGGUUGCACGUUCACCAGAAGAGGUACAUAGCCUAUAAUCAAUUUCAAUCAAUCAAUCAAUUUUAUUUUAUAUAGCCCUUCGUACAUCAGAUAAUAUCUCGAAGUGCUGUACAGAAACCCAGCCUAAAACCCCAAACAGCUAGAAUGCAGGUGUAGAAGCACGGUGGCUAGGAAAAACUCCCUAGAAAGGCCAAAACCUAGGAAGAAACCUAGAGAGGAACCAGGCUAUGAGGGGUGGCCAGUCCUCUUCUGGCUGUGCCGGGUGGAGAUUAUAACAGAACUAUGCCAAGAUGUUCAAAAAUGUUCAUAAGUGACAAGCAUGGUCAAAUAAUAAUCAUGAAUAAUUUUCAGUUGGCUUUUCAUAGCUGAUCAUUAAGAGUUGAAAAACAACAGGUCUGGGACAGGUGGCGGUUCCAUAACCGCAGGCAGAACAGCUGAAACUGGAAUAGCAGCAAGGCCAGGCGGACUGGGGACAGCAAGGAGUCACCACGGGCGGCAGUCCCGACGCAUGGUCCUAGGGCCCAGGUCCUCCGAGAGAAAGAAAGAGAGAAGGAGAAAAUUAGAGAGAGCCAAGAUUUUCAAAAUGUUCAUAAAUGACAAGCAUGGUCAAAUAAUAAUCAGGAAUAAAUCUCAGUUGGCUUUUCAUAGCCGAUCAUUAAGAGUUGAAAACAGCAGGUCUGGGACAGGUAGGGGUUCCAUAACCGCAGGCAGAAGAGUUGAAACUGGAAUAGCAGCAAGGCCAGGCGGACUGGGGGCAGCAAGGAGUCACCACGGCCGGUAGUCCCGACGUAUGGUCCUAGGGCUCAGGUCCUCCGAGAGAAAGAGAGAAGGAGAAAAUUAGAGAGAGCCAAGAUUUUCAAAAUGUUCAUAAAUGACAAGCAUGGUCAAAUAAUAAUCAGGAAUAAAUCUCAGUUGGCUUUUCAUAGCCGAUCAUUAAGAGUUGAAAACAGCAGGUCUGGGACAGGUAGGGGUUUCGUAACCGCAGGCAGAAACAGUUGAAACUGGAAUAGCAGCAAGGCCGGGCGGACUGGGGACAGCAAGGUGUCAGCAUGCCCGGUAGUCCUGACGUAUGGUCCUAGGGCUCAGGUUCUCAGAGAGAAAGAGAGAACGAGAGAAUUAGAGAGAGCAUACUUAAAUUCACACAGGACACUGGAUAAGACAGGAGAAGUAUUCCAGGUAUAACCAACUGACCCCAGCCCCCCGACACAUAAACUACUGCAGCAUAAAUACUGGAGGCUGAGACAGGAGCGGUCAGGAGACACUGUGGCCCCAUCCGAAGAAACCCCCGGACAGGGCCAAACAGGAAGGAUAUAACCCCACCCACUCUGCCAAAGCACAGCCCCCACACCACUAGAGGGAUAUCCUCAACCACCAACUUACAAUCCUGAGACAAGGCCGAGUAUAGCCCACAAAGGUCUCCACCACAGCACAACCAAGGGGGGGCGCCAACCCAGACAGGAAGUUCACGUCAGUAACUCAACCCUCAACACAGCACACAAUCCAAACAACACUCAGUCAAGGAGAGAGCUCAAAGACUAACCACCUGAACCACCUCUGCUGUUAUUGGGUCACAACAUGGGUGACCGAGCAUUAGGACAGACGCCGACAAGCCGUACGUGGUAAGCGCUUCGCAUAGGCUAAAUAUGUGAAGGACCACCAGAAUGUUCACACCAAGGAGAGACCCUUCAAUUGUAAGCUGUGUUAAGGCGUCCGCUUGCUUCCCAGCCAAAACAGUUUGGAAGAGUUUGUGCAUAUAUUAUGAGGCAAGCCGAAGUUCGGAGCUGAUGUCUACGCCCCUUCGUCAGUGACUGGUCAACAGUAGAGAUUCUCCAUUAAAGUCUUUGUUGUCAUUCAACAAGAGACGACUAGUUGUCAUGCACAAUUUUCAUUGACAUAUACAGCACCAAACAUCUUAGUUAGCUGUGCGUCAAUACAGGAUUACGAUUGUAUCGUACUAUACCGGAUCUGACACUCGUCGGAUGUGGCAGGGCUUGAAAACUAUUACGGACUACAAAGGGAAACCCAGCCGCGAGCUGCCCAGUGACGCGAGCCUACCAGACGAGCUAAAUGCCUUUUAUGCUCGCUUCGAGGCAAGCGACACUGAAGCAUGCACGAGAGCACCAGCUGUUCUGGAUGACUGUGUGAUAAUGCUCUCUGUAGCUGAUGUGAGCAAGACCUUUAAACAGGUCAACAUUCACAAAGCCACGGGGUCAGAUGGAUUACCAGGACGUGUACUCAAAGCAUGCGCAGACCAACUGGCAAGUGUCUUUACUGACAUUUUCAAUCUCUCCCUGACUGAGUCUGUACUACCUACAUGUUUCAAGCAGACCACCAUAGUUCCUGUGCCCAAGGAACUAAAGGUAACCUGCCUAAAUGAUUACCGCCCCGUAAUAAUCACGUCGGUAGCCAUGAACUGCUUUGAAAAGCUGGUCAUGGCUCACAUCAACAGCAUCAUCACGGAUACCCUAGACCCACUCCAAUUCGCGUACUGCCCCAACAUCCACAGAUGACGCAAUCUCAAUCGUACUCCACACUGCCCUUUCCCACCUGGACAAAAGGAACACCUAUGUGAGAAUGCUAUUCGGUGACUGCAGCUCAGCGUUCAACACCAUAGUGCCCACGAAGCUCAUCACUAAGCUAAGGACCCUGGGACUAAACACCUCCCUCUGCAACUGGACCCUGGACUUCCUGACGGGCCGCCCCCAGGUGGUAAGGGUAGGCAACAACAUGUCUGCCGCGCUGAUCCUCAACACUUGGGCCCCUCAGUGGUGUGUACUUAGUCCCCUCCUGUACUCCCUGUUCACCCACGACUGCUUGGCCAAACACGACUCCAACACCAUCAUUAAGUUUGCUGACGACACAACAGUGGAAGGCCUGAUCACCGACAACAAUGAGACAGCCUAUAGGGACGAGGUCAGAGAACUGUCAGUGUGGUGGCAGGACAACAACCUCUCCCUCAAUGUGAUCAAGACAAAGGAGCUGAUCGUGGAGUACAGGAAAAGUUGGGCCGAACAGGCCCCCGUUAACAUCAACGGGGCUGUAGUGGAGCGGGUCGAGAGUUUCAAGUUCCUUGGUGUCAACAUCACCAAUGAUCUAUCAUGGUCCUAACACACCAAGACAGUCGUGAAGAGGGCACGACAAAACCUUUUCCCCCUCAGGAGACUGAAAAGUCCCCAGAUCCUCAUAAAGUUCUACAGCUGCACCAUCGAGAUCAUCCUGACCGGUAGCAUCACCACCUGGUAUGGCAUCAGAGGGUAGUGCGUACAGCCCAGUACAUCACUGGGGCCCAGUACAUCACUGGGGCCAAGCUUCCUGCAAUCCAGGACCUAUAUAAUAGGUGGUUUCAGAGGAAAUCCCAUAAAAUGGUCAGAGACUCCAGUCACUCAAGUCAUAGACUGUUUUCUUUGCUACCGUACGGCAAGAGGUACCGGAGCGCCAAGCCUAGGACCAAAAGGCUCCUUAACAGCUUCUAUCCCCAAGCCAUAAGACUGCUGAACAAUUAAUCAAACAGCCACCGGAUUAUUACAUUGACACCCCCCCCCCCCCUAUAUUUGUUUUGUUGCUACUCACUGUUUAUUAUCUAUGCAUAGUCACUUCACCCCUACCUACAUGUACAAAUUACCUCUAAUCUGUACCCCCACACACUGACUCUGUACCGCUACCCCUUGUAUAUAGCCUCGUUAUUGUUAUGUUAUUGUGUUACUUACUUUUAAUUUAGUUUGUUUGGUAAAUGUUUUAUUUAUUUAAAUUUCUUUACCUCUUUUUUCUCCCCAAUUC